GCAUCGUAAUUGUAUUCGUACCGAAUCAAAAAAAACUAUUGUUUUUUUUUAAUUCCUUUCGUUCGUUUCGUUGUUAAUAUUUUAUUAUUGAAUAUUUAGGGAAAAUAUAUAACUAUAUAAAUACAAAUUUCUGCAAAAGCAAUGGUGAAUUGUCUGUGAUUAUAUAUCUUUACGUGAACUGAAAAGAAGAUGAAUUCUAGCGAUAAGUUGAAUGUAUUAGGUUACAUAGUUACGUUGCUAAUUUUACUAUGCUAUUGUGCAAACGCUUCAGAUCAGUGGAAUGGAAACUGGUUUCCGAAGAAACCUGGUGAGAUUGAUCCGAUAUUAGACAAUAAUAGCAUUGUUGGCGAUGACAACCAAAAUAACCACGACGUUGACAAUGAUAUCAAUAACAACAAGAGCAGCAGCAGCAGCAGUACCAACCAAAUCGAUGGCAACUUGAUUUAUACCAAAAAAAUGAAAACCAUGGGUAUCACCGACCCAAAAUGUGACGACGCGGAGACAAAUUUAUGGAUAGAUUACGAUCCUAAGAAUAUAUCACAUCACGAUCGUUUCUUAUGCAUGCAGAAUCGUAAACCAUUUAAUCCAAACCCAAAUACUGAGCCCAUUUUAAGAGAAUAUACCAUUCCAGUGGAGUACUCUGCUUUACAUCGUUGCAUGAACGAAUCAAUAAGCUAUGAUUAUAAUAUUCCAACAUUUGGUACACAUCGGCCAGUGUGGCCUGUCUAUGGUGAAUAUAGCUAUGUGCCCGUACAAAGAUGGCUCCAUAAUUUGGAACAUGGUGCCAUUGUUGCUGCAUACCAUCCAUGUGUAAAUAUCCGUCAAUUGGAUCUCUUCCGGAAAUUAGUUAAGAAAUGUUUAUAUCGUCACAUAAUUACACCGUACGAGAAGUUGGCCGCAGAGCGACCAUUCGCAUUAAUUGCAUGGGGUCGAAGCUUGGAAAUGUCUGUAAUUGACAUUGACAUUGUUGUCGGCUUCAUACGAAUGAAUGCACUACAGGGACCGGAAAAAACUUCUCGCAACGGUCAAUACAGUAGCGGACUCAUUGGUCAGGCUCAACAUGUUUCGGAUGCAGAUGAUAACAAUUUGUGUCCACUCAUGUAAAGCAACCAUUAACAGGAACAAAAAAGCAAACAAACAAAAAACACAAAAGUUUUAGCAAUUUAGCCGCGUCGCAUUUAAUUUUGUACAAUUGGUUCUGAAGAGUUGUAGAUCUUAAAAAAAAAUAAUGAAUUUAGCUUAGACGUAGAUCGUCGGCAAAACUAAAACUGGUAAAACAGAGAAAAUAUUGCCUACAUGAAACAAGAAAAUCAGAUGCUUCUCUGCUAUGGAUUGAAACCUGCUUUUAGCCGACGAUAGACUAUUUCUAUAUAAAUAUAGUAAUGCGGACGAUUAUAAGCGCCUUUACGCUUCUUUACAUUGCAUCACACAGGAUAACAAAAUAUGAGUGAUAACAAUCCAAGAAACUACGGUUUUACACACAAAUUAACAUUCCAAUUAACGAUGAUAAUCUUACAAUGUACCUAAAAAACAAACCUAUACUACUGUUAUAAUUAUUUUUCGAGUUGACAAUUACUAUUUAUAGUGCAAUAAAAAUAAUUUAUUGACAAUGAACUCGAUUAGACAAAGACGAAA
Messenger RNA from Contarinia nasturtii (swede midge), 1635 nucleotides. RefSeq lists its product as uncharacterized. The transcript is spliced from 6 exons. Gene Ontology annotation, cellular component: cytoplasm. The record is from RefSeq and is a predicted model, not a curated record. NCBI's taxonomy places the organism in Eukaryota, Metazoa, Arthropoda, Insecta, Diptera, Cecidomyiidae. Bases 190 to 1104 code for a protein of 304 amino acids.